AUGUACAAGGUUAUCAUUUGCUUAUUACUGCUUACUCCUAGAAUUGCUAAUGCUUUUAAAAUUGGCAUAGGAGGGAAAAAUCGUGGUUCAAGCGCUGCAAGAUUAAAUCCAUCUCGACCAAACACUCAUUCAUCAGCUGGAGGUUAUCACCAACCUCAAGGUGCUUAUCAUCCACAGCAAAGUGGUUAUUAUCCACAACAGGGUGGUUAUCCACAACAAGGUGGUUAUCGCCCGCAGCAAAAUGGAUACCACCAAACAGCACCCGGAGGUUAUCAUCCCAGUCAAAUUGGUGGUUAUCAUCAGCAAAGUGGUUUUGCUCCCAACCAAAUGAAGCCGUCCGGUAAAGGAACAUUUGGGAAAGCAGCAAUUCUCCGUUCUGGUUCUGAACCUCUGAGAGCAUCAAAUGGUCAAAAUUAUUAUUUUGAUGAGCGGAAUCAUCAGUACAAGAAUGGCUAUUUCAUGUGUUCAGUGCCAAUCGAUGAUGUGUUAAAGACAUUACAGGGAAGUUCAACUGUAGUGGCUGCUGCUGAUGAGUCCACAAAUUCAACCGCUAUAUCACCAGAGCAGUUCUUCAAAACAGUGCACUUCAAAGAUGGUUCAAGGCCGAAGUCACUGACCUGGAAUUGUAAGUCUGAUGCUGAGAUAUGUUGUGAUACCGAUUGUUGUCCAGUACAGCAGCUAAGUGGUGGUAAUUUCUCUGAUCAUAAAAGACCAUCAUGGGUUUUUUUCAUUAGUGUCUUGGUAUUACUGAUGCUGUCCUGCUAUUAUUAA
Molecule: messenger RNA, 771 nt
Organism: Brugia malayi
Lineage: Eukaryota; Metazoa; Nematoda; Chromadorea; Rhabditida; Onchocercidae
Gene: Bma-pqn-83
Exons: 7
Coding region: 1-771 (256 amino acids)
Source: RefSeq, a predicted model, not a curated record